AAGAUGAGAGCUUUGACUCUCUUGUACGAGCAGCAAAAGAGAGCGUCUUUUUCUCUCCGGAACCCUAAUCAUAACCAUUCUCCCAAACCUGAAGAUCUCAGAUUCAAGGCUCAGCUGCUUGAUUCUUGCAAGAAAGGAGACGACUUUCAUCGCCAAGACGGUAAAGAUUCUAAUUUUGUUGAAGAAGAUACCAAAGAGAACAAUGUAGCCGAAGCAGAUCGGAUUUUUGGGGUUAACUCGGUUCCUGUUAAGCCUAGUGCUGUGAUUAGGAAGCUGUCUAUGGGUAAUGGAGCUAGAAACGUUACGGAAGCUGACAAAAUUGAGAGUCUUGAUGCUUCUGUGAGUCGG
Molecule: messenger RNA, 348 nt
Organism: Camelina sativa (false flax)
Lineage: Eukaryota; Viridiplantae; Streptophyta; Magnoliopsida; Brassicales; Brassicaceae
Source: RefSeq, a predicted model, not a curated record